Schistosoma turkestanicum is the source of this 4426-nucleotide messenger RNA. NCBI's taxonomy places the organism in Eukaryota, Metazoa, Platyhelminthes, Trematoda, Strigeidida, Schistosomatidae. The record is from the annotation of a GenBank genome assembly.
GCGGGCCUUCGGGAUUUGUAAAGUUACAGCUGUUUCGCGAAUGCCCAGUAUUUCUGAAAGUAAUGCGUCUGAAAUCCUCGAGGUUUUCGAAGAAUGCCAACUUAAUAAUUUGUCACAUGAUCGUUUGUGUAUCAAACUGAAAAAUAUUUAUGACAACACGCGAUUUACACAUUUCGCCGAUGAUUUCUUUGAACUUUGUCGUUACAGUUUAGUAUCCAGUGAACGAUCUAUCUAUCGUGAAAGAACAAUUGAUUUUAUUACAAAAUUUGUUUUGUUUUGUGGAAAAUCUGAUGAUAGUAAUCAAGAUACGCUGAAUAAUCGUUUAUUGUUAAAACUUUUCUUAUUUUGUAUUAAAUACAAUGAAUGCCCGAAUCCUGCUGUACGUUUUCGAUGUAUGCAAAUUAUUCACAAACUAUUGGAUGGUAUUGGAGAUAAUGGAAUAAUGCCUGAAGAAUUAUAUAGGACAUUGCAAAAUAUAUUACUUCGUCGUGUUUAUGAUACAAAGGUAACAGUACGAGUUGAAGCAAUUCAAGCACUUUCUCGUAUGCAAGAUCCAACCGAUUCUGAAUGUCCUGUAGUAGAAGCAUUUAUAUGGCUUACACGACAUGAUCCUACGGCUGAGGUUCGUCGUGCAGCAUUAGCAGCAAUGGUUUUGACUACUCGAACAUUACCAAGUUUAGUUGAACGAUGUCGUGAUUUGGCUGAUAAUGUACGUCGUGCUGCUUACAAACUAUUAGCAUCUCGAGGUAUUUUACGACCAUUAUCAAUUGCAAAACGUAUUCGUAUUUUACAAGAUGGAUUAUCUGAUAGAUCGGAAGAAGUUCGUAAAGCAACGAAAGAAUUAGUUUUAGCCUGGUUUAAUGGUACAAAUCGAGAUCCAGUUCUACUGUUACGACGUUUAGAUCCAGAAGGUGAUCCAAGCACAAGUCAAAAAGCAUUAGAUAGUUUAUUUGAAAUGUUAUCAUUAGAUGAUUUAUUAAAUGUUAUUCAUGAAUGGUUACCGAAUUAUUUAAAUUCUGAUCGAACACUUAAAUCCGAUUGUCUUACACCGGAAGCAACAUUUUUCUGGAGAGCUUUAGUGGAAUUUAUUCAUAAGAGACAAAUUAAUGCCAAUGACACUACUACUACUACUACAACAAUAACGAUGAAGUCAUCGACAAUAACACAUCUUGACAAUGAAGAUCACAAUGACGAAAUCAAUCCUUUACAACGGUUAGCUGAUUUAGUUCAACCAUCUGUUAGUGUGUAUGUUGAUUUAGCUAAAAGUGUUGUCGAUAAACUAGUUCAAACUGUUCUUGCUCAAGAGUUUGAUGAAAAAGCAAUUGAACAAGAAUGUGUUGUUGAACAAAUUUUAUCUAUGGCUGAAUCACUUGAUUUAAGUGAUGAAUUCGGUCGUAGACGUUUAGUGUCACUAGUUCAUGAUUGGAUUACUAGUCAGCAGGUUUCGGGUACAUUAGCACCGCAAUUAUUGAAAUUACAUGCGAUUUUGGAGCCAAGUCUGCGACGUCGUAUAAAUAAUGUGAUUGAAAUGAUUAGUGAACUGUGUGAUCCAGUUGAACCACAAAAUUCAUUAAAAAGUAUCAUGUCUAUUCCAUCAGUUGAACAUAAUGAAGAAAAUGGUGGUUGUUCAACAAAAGAAUCAGAUAGUGGUACAACUCAACCACAACCACAACAACCAGCUUUAUCGAAAAAACAAGAAAUCAAUAUUCGUUUAAAAAUUGCUAGUCUUGAAGUGCGUAUGAAUGAACUUAAUGAAGCAUUGCAUGAUUGUGUAAUACGUAAAGAAUUUGAACGUGCCACGGAACUUCGUGAUGCUUGUCAUAAAUUAGAUAUUGAACGUACUGAAUUAUUACAUGAAUUGCAUGGAACAAAUGCAUUAUUAUCAGAUAAACCGUCUCGAUCACCACCAUCAUCGGAUUCUAGUGAACAGAAUAAAAAUGAAUUAAAACACAACAUUGAAAAUGCUGAUGGUAUUCUGAGCAAUGAUCAACAUGAUCACAGAAAUGGUGACAAUCAUGAUGAUGACGGUGACGAUGAUGAUGAUGCUAAUGAUGAAGUGGACAUUGUGGAAGAUGCAACACAAAAUCUGUUUAAACGUUGUUCAUCAUCGGUAUUAUUUAAAGCUAAUCGAAUGGCUGCUCUAUUAAUACAACAAUCACCAACACUAUGGAGUUUACCAGCAUCAUUACGUUCUUUGUUGGAUAGUUUAAUAUUGCCAAGUAUGCAACAUGCUGAUGUUGCUGUACGUAAUCAAGCGAUAUUAGCUUUAGGCCUAUGUUGUACAAUGGAUUUACCAUUGACAUUACAAUAUAUUCAUGUGUUUUAUUCAGCAAUGCGUGUAGAUCAUUUGAUUAUUAGUGAAACAGCCUUAGGAUGUAUUAUUGACUGUCUGUUGAUUUAUGGAUUUCGUCCAUUUCAUGAGGCGAAUAUUAAUCCAAAUAGUCGAUUAGUACCAACCGACACAAUUGUUAUUGAUGAAGACGAUGAUGAUGAUGAAGAUGUUCAUGGUGAUAAUGAGAAAGAGAAUGAACAACAACAAAAUAUCAAAACAUUUAAACAUGAUUAUGUUGUAUUGAUAAGACAAACUUUACAAGAUUCUACUCUAACAACCAAUUUAUCAUCAUUUCAUAAUAAUAAUAAUCAUAAUCAAUCACAUGGUUCAUUAGUUCGACAUGAAGAAAUGUCCAAAACAGCUUAUCGUCUAUUGAAACCAAUUACAUCAUUAUUAGAAAAAGAGUCUGAUGAUGGUCUACGUUCAACUGCUGCUCUGGGUCUUGCUAAACUAUUAAUUUAUGAUCGUAUUGUAUCAAGUCAUAUACUCAGUUUAUUAUUAUUAUUAUGGUUUAAUCCAGUCAGUGAAGAGACUCCACAACUUCGUCGUGGUUUAGCUUAUUUCUUUGCCGAUUAUGCUUGUGCUAAUAACAGUAGUAAUACUAAUAAUACUAAUACUAAUAAUCAAUUCGGUGCGGAUGCCGCCUAUGAACAUCAAUCUGCACUGGCCAAUGCUGUCCUACCGACAUUGACUACAUUGAUUCGUGCACCGGCCUCAUCGCCUUUAUCUGAAGUGGAACCAAAUGAUGUGGCUAGUCUAUUGGCUCGUCUCACUGAUACAACACAUUUGAUGAAAGGUCGAACAGAUGGGAAAAGCUCGGCGACCACAGCGACAACAACUAAUGAGAAUGGCAAUGUGGUUGGCGGUGUUGAUAAUGAUGAGGAUGAUGGAGAUUUGCGUUCCAAUUCAAUGAAAUCCAAGGUGGGGAUGGCAUCAAGUGAACAAGCUGAUGAGAAAAUUAACAAUCCACAUCAUGAUCGAUUAGUAUCGAUAUUGGCUAGUGAAGUAUUAAAAGCACCACAAUCCGCUGAAGCCAAAUUAUAUCUUCGUAUGAUUUUUCAAUUACGACCUUCUACGGAAAAUAUACAAGUUCAUAAAGAAUUAUUAACACUGGUGGAUUCAAUGUCAAAAUUUGCAGAUCGAUCGUUAAAUCUGAUGCUUCAUCGAUUUCGUAAACAAUUAAUUGAAAAAAUGCAACGCCUCGGUAUUGAUUCCACAACAUUGAAUCAAUCCAUCAUUGUCAUUUCAGAAAAUGACAAUAACAACAACAAAAUGACCACAUCUCCAUUUCAUGAUGAUGUCGAGGUUUUCGAUGAUGAUGACAACGAUGCUAAUCGUACAUUGAUCAAAAGUGACGGGAUUCAUCAUCACCAAUCUCACCCUACAUUACUUGGUUCGGCACGUGUUAAUUUUCACUUGGUCAAUUCAUCUGACCACCAUCAUCAUCAUCAUGUCAAUGAAAGAAAUCAAUGCAACGCGACAUUGAUAUUCAAUCAGUCGAAUAGAACUAUCGGUGGUGCUAAUCCUUUAUUAGAUAAAUCAUCACAUCAAAAUCUACUAGAUUUUUCCGAUGAAGAUGAUGAUGAUGACGAUGAGAAGGAGGAGGAGGAUGUGGACGAUGUCGGUGAUGCUGAUUACCGUCCUUCUCUCCCACCGUUGAAACCCAUAUCUAGUGGUAGUCGUAGUAGUAGUAGUAGAACUACUGCUGCUGCUACUAAUCUUUCUAAUAAACAAAACCAAUCAUCAGCAAAAAAGAAGAACACUGGAACAAGAGUUACUCGUCAGCGAAAUAAUCUGACGAACAAAAAUAAUUCACAAAAAUCGACAACAAGUCGUCGCAAAGUUGUCCUUCAUUCGGAUCAUUCGGAUGACGACGAUGAGAAGGAGGAGGAGGAGGAGGAUGACGACGAAGAGAAUUGCAACGUUCGUACUAGAAGUAGAAGUAGAAGUCGUAGUACUACUACUAAUAAUAAUAAUACUAAUAGAGCAACAACCAGUUCACGUAGUCGUAAUGCGAAAAAAUUGAAACAUUCACAAAAACCAUGUUGAACUAUCAAGUGUUUCACAGAAAAAAAUUGAAUUGAAGAGAGAUUU